Molecule: messenger RNA, 3181 nt
Organism: Coregonus clupeaformis (lake whitefish)
Lineage: Eukaryota; Metazoa; Chordata; Actinopteri; Salmoniformes; Salmonidae
Product: atlastin-2
Exons: 13
Coding region: 36-1898 (620 amino acids)
Biological process (GO): protein homooligomerization; endoplasmic reticulum organization
Molecular function (GO): GTPase activity; GTP binding
Source: RefSeq, a predicted model, not a curated record
CGUCAACUACGUGGGAUUAUUUUAAACAGGACAAGAUGGCGGAGGUUAGCGGGCUGAGGAAACGGAAUCAUUUCGAACAAAAUCAAAACCGCAAAAGACACGUCUUUGACGAAGGUGCGGGUGGUGUGGAAGAUGUUCCUCUGUCCCUGCCAGAUCGGAGACCUCCUCCCAGGAUGGCGCCUCGGGCAGAGGCAGAUAGCGAGACAGACGAGGAGUGGGAACAGGCGCCAGAGCUGACUGCCCCAGAUCGGAGUCCUGUCAAGGAGCAGCCUGUAGAAGAGGGGGUGGUGGUGGAGGAGAAGGCUCGGCCCAUCCAGAUUGUCCUGGCCCACGAAGACGACCACAAGUUUGAGCUGGACACGGCGGCCCUGGAGACGCUCCUACUGCAGGAGGAUGUCAGAGACCUUAACGUGGUGGUGGUGUCGGUGGCUGGGGCCUUCCGCAAGGGCAAGUCCUUCCUGCUGGAUUUCAUGCUCCGAUACAUGCUCAACCAGCAGCAGGAGCAGUCAGACUCGUGGGUGGGGGCUGAUGAUGAGCCUCUGACAGGGUUCAGCUGGAGAGGAGGCUGUGAGAGGGAGACCACAGGGAUCCAGGUCUGGAGUCAGGUGUUUGUGGUCAACAAGCCGGAUGGGAGCAAGGUUGCUGUUCUGCUAGUGGACACACAAGGAGCUUUCGACAGCCAGUCUACCAUAAAGGACUGUGCAACGGUUUUUGCCUUGAGCACCAUGACCAGCUCUGUACAGGUGUAUAACUUGUCCCAGAACAUUCAGGAGGAUGACCUUCAGCAUCUCCAGCUCUUCACAGAAUACGGCCGGCUUGCUUUGGAGGAAAUCUAUCUAAAACCCUUCCAGUCUCUCAUGUUCCUCAUCAGAGACUGGAGCUAUCCAUAUGAGCACAACUAUGGACUGGAGGGAGGGAAACGCUUUCUAGAAAAGAGACUGCAGGUGAAACAGAACCAGCACGAGGAACUGCAGACCGUGAGGAAACACAUCCACUCCUGCUUCUCCAACAUCGGUUGCUUCCUCCUGCCCCACCCCGGCCUCAAGGUGGCCACCAACCCCAUGUUUGACGGCAGAUUAAAAGACAUUGAUAGUGACUUUAAGGAGGCGCUGGGCAAUCUGGUGCCCUUACUGCUGGCUCCUGAGAACCUGGUGGAGAAGGAGAUUGGAGGGGCUAAAGUGACCUGCAGAGAUCUAGUGGAGUACUUUAAGGCCUAUAUAAAGAUCUAUCAAGGGGAGGAGCUUCCUCAUCCUAAGUCAAUGUUACAGGCAACGGCUGAAGCCAACAACCUUACAGCAGUUGCUGGAGCAAAAGACACUUACAGCAAAAGCAUGGAAAUGGUGUGUGGAGGGGACAAGCCCUACAUCGCCCCUGCAGACCUGGAACGCUGCCACGAGGAGUUCAAGGAGUGCUCGGUGCGUCAGUUCCGCUCGGUGAAGAAGAUGGGAGGAGAGGAGUUCUGCAAGAAAUACCAGGAGCAACUGGAGGGCGAGCUGGAUGAGGCCUACUCCAACUUCCACAAGCACAACGAGGGCAAGAACAUCUUCUAUGCCGCACGCACGCCCGCCACGCUGUUCGUGGUCAUGUUCACCACCUACGUCGUCUCAGGGCUGACAGGCUUCAUCGGAAUGAACACUAUUGCCGUGCUGGCCAACUUGGUCAUGGGCGUGGCCCUCAUGACGCUCUGCAUGUGGGCCUACGUCAAAUACUCAGGGGAGUUCAGAGAUGUGGGCACCAUCAUAGACCUUUUGGCAGACACACUCUGGGAACAGGUGUUGAAACCUCUGAGUGAGCAAUAUAUGGAGGAUAACGUUAGACAGACUGUGGUUAACUCCAUCAGAGCCAGUCUGACAGAACAGGCCUCACAGCACGCCAAGUUAAAGUCAAAGUCGCACUGACCCCUCCUCCUCCUGCUGUUACUCUACCAUCCGCUCACCCCACCCCUUCACUCAGUGUGCUAAGUCCUAGAACUGUGGCACUGUGCAAACCAAAGUUUACCCAAACCCCGCACAGGCCCCAGCCAGCCUCCCUGUCUGCUGUAGUGGCCUGUCUUACUGCUGGCUCCUCUACUCUUGGAUCCCCCCUGUUGGAAGGUGGACAAUCAGCGAGUUAAGAAGUAGUGUUGCCAGUCCGCUCUCACCUUUACCACAAUUUGACCGAUUUCUCGAAUGUGCCAUCUUGUAGAUUCACCUGUGCCCCCCCAAACACCCUAACGUGCACGCACACACACCUAUCAAUGUCAGGAUUUUAAAUUAUGAAGAGUUGUCAGUAGGUUUGCUGACCCGGUUUUAGUGUCUAAUACUGUCAUAUUAAACAGAUUGCACUUGCUUGGGUUUCAAGGUUAAUUCAGGGAAACACGGCUCUUUGAGGCUGUGCCAUUGGAUGCAAGAUGAACUGUCUGCAUAGUCAUACAUAUACUGUAGCCAAGCCAGUCUGUUCCUGCCCCUCUUCUGAGACUGUUUGGUUAACUGAGGUGGAUUUAGAAAGCCUUUGAGCCUCUUUAGUUGUUAUAAGAUACUGAUCUUUAAUCUUGCUUUAGUGUCUACCUACCAGUAUUAUCUACUGCAUGUUAUUAGACAUACACAGCAUAGCACUAUAAUAGGCCCUAGAGUUCAAUCUAUUGUGCUUAGCAGGGGAACGUUAUUCAGACCGUUUCAUUCAUUUGCCUUUCUUGAAAACCCACAGGACAGUGGGAGUGAUCAAUGGUAUUACACAUCUAGCGUGUUGUUUUUCUUAUCAAUACAGCACUAAUGAUAAUAUCAGUUAGGUCAACGCUCUUGUACCAAUUCCAUCCACAACUGUCUCGCCUAGGAACGCGGCAGUUGUUAUGGUCUCAUUUUUGUAUGUUUUACAAAUAGGGAAUAAUGUAUGACACAUUUUACACUUUGUAUAAAUUCUAUAGUGUUGUUGGCGGGGUGGUUUUUUGAUUGGCCUAAAGUGUGGUUUGUUAAGGAAUGUUUUGUGAUUGGUCUUAUAGGUACAAUUGCAUAUUUUCUUUCUAUAAUCUGCUAUACUGGUACGUAAACAAACUCGAGGCUAGAGCACUUCGAUUCCACCUCGGACUAAGAUUUCUGGAAUUUGAUGAGUGGGUAGAUAUUGUCUUUUUAAAUCAUUUCCUGUAAUUUAUUUUUCAAUGAACAAGUACAUUGACCUUAUUGAUUAAAAUUGAUCAUCUACCGUU